Entelurus aequoreus (snake pipefish) is the source of this 828-nucleotide messenger RNA. Its product is annotated as protein-lysine methyltransferase METTL21C-like. Bases 22 to 828 code for a protein of 268 amino acids. The transcript has 5 exons. Gene Ontology annotation, biological process: peptidyl-lysine methylation. NCBI's taxonomy places the organism in Eukaryota, Metazoa, Chordata, Actinopteri, Syngnathiformes, Syngnathidae. The record is from RefSeq and is a predicted model, not a curated record. Gene Ontology annotation, cellular component: cytoplasm; cytosol. Gene Ontology annotation, molecular function: protein-lysine N-methyltransferase activity.
CCACGCUUCUCAGAACUUCAUAUGGAUCAUUUGUCUGUGGGGGACCACCAGUGUGUGAGGAGCAGAGUGGACAUGAAGCAAGAAGAAGAGGAAGAGAUCGAGAAGAAGCAGAAGGGUGUGUGUGAGAAAAGACAAGGUUGGACGCCAUGUUUCUUCCAGAGACCUGACAGAGAAAUGUACUUCUAUGUGGGUCAUGACAUCAUCGUGCAGGAGGCCUUGGACUCAUACGCUGGCAUGAUUUGGCCUGCAGCGCUGGCUCUGUGUGACUACCUGGCGUGGAACCAGCAUCAAGUGAGUGUGCAGGACAAGGCGGUGCUGGAGAUCGGUGCAGGAACUGGUCUUCUGUCCAUCGUGGCCUCGCUGCUGGGAGCCUGGGUGACGGCCACAGACCUUCCAGAGGUUUUGGGCAACCUGCGAUUCAACCUGAGCAAGAACACCAGGGGGCGCUGCAGACACCCCCCCCAGGUGGCCCCCCUGUCCUGGGACUCCGACCUGGAGCGCAGCUACCCCGCCUCCGUCUACCGCUACGACUACAUCCUGGCCGCCGACGUGGUCUACCACCACGACUUCCUGGACCAGCUCCUGGCCACCAUGAAGCACUUCUGCCAGCCGGGGACCACCUUGAUCUGGGCCAACAAGAUCCGGGUGGAGUCCGACCUGGUCUUCAUGGACAAGUUCCAGAAGGCCUUCCAGACCGAGGUGCUGGUGGAGGAUGGAGAGAUGAAGAUCUUCAUGGCCACCUGCGGGGGGAACGGGGGGAGGGGCCGGACAGGGGAGGGAGGCGGUUGCCGUGACAACAAGGAUGGCAAAUCUGAGGCGGAGUCAUAA